Messenger RNA from Hevea brasiliensis (rubber tree), 660 nucleotides. RefSeq names its product putative protein FAR1-RELATED SEQUENCE 10. NCBI's taxonomy places the organism in Eukaryota, Viridiplantae, Streptophyta, Magnoliopsida, Malpighiales, Euphorbiaceae. The transcript has a single exon. Gene Ontology annotation, biological process: regulation of DNA-templated transcription. The record is from RefSeq and is a predicted model, not a curated record. Bases 1 to 660 code for a protein of 219 amino acids.
AUGUUACAAAAGUACAGAGGGUCUUUUAUGAGAUCUAAAUCACCAUUGGAGGAGCAAGCUUACAGCAUCUUGACACCAUAUGCUUUCAAAAAGUUUCAAGAUGAAUUUGCAAUGGCGACUGGAUAUACAGUGCUUCAGAUAAAUGUAUCUCAGUUUGUGGUGCAAUACUUUGAUACAACAAGAAGCGAAAAACACGUGGUAUUCUGGAAUGGUAGGCAAGCAGCUUGCAGUUGCAAGCAUUUUGAGUUUUGGGGCAUACUUCGUCGUCAUAUUUUGAGUGUGUUCCUUCAUAAAGACUAUUUUCAAAUUCCUGAUGUCUACUUCCUAAUGCGCUGGCGUAGUGAUUUAUUAUCACAAGUUACUAGCAAUAUUCUCUUGUCCCUUCAACAAGUGGAAUCAAAUGUCAGUCUUACAAUAAAUGGCAAUUCAGGUGCUGGAAAUAUUGAUUAUGUUCAUUGUCCUCCUAACUCAAAGACUAAAGGAGGUCCCUCACAUAAGCGGAUGAAAAGGGAAAAAGAUUCAGUAAAAAGAGUGAAGAGUUGUGGAUUUUGCAAAGUUGGAGGCCACAAUAUCACCAAGUGCCCACAUAAGAAAACAAAGACAUCAACACCGAUGCACAUUGGGACAAGCGGAAAAGAGUUGCAGCUGAAUAUGGAAUAA